UAUGAGACCUCUAACAUCAGCUAGUCCAAAUAAGAUUCCCAUAUCAAAUUUUGCAAGUGUCGAUCGAGAUAAAACAAGAGGGCAAACCUACACUCCUUAAUACACCAAAGUUGAGGAUGUUUAGUCGCCUAAAAAUCAAAAUAGUUUAAAUGCUUCUCAAUAAAAUGAAAUCUAAACACUCAAAAAACUUGUAAUCUAAUUAGAUUCCAGGAUAAACUAAUAAAAUGAAACAAUUACUUAGAUUAAAUUUGACUUGGAAAAAAUGAAAGAAUUAAAUUCAGAGUUGAUUGAAAAAUUAAAAAUGGCUGCUUCUCCAACUUAUACUAAUUCAAAUAACCUCGAUAGAAGAGCAGUUGAUGAUCAAAAAAAAUUAAAAUAAGAAAUCAUGUAAUUGGGAAACAAGUUUUCUGAAAUGGUAUUUAAAGUAUAAUUAUUUUAUAGAAAGUUGACUAUGAAACCAAACAAAUGUCAUUGGAAGAAAAAGUACGAUCCAUUCAAAUUUCUUUUGAAAAUAGAAUGAAAAUAUUCUUUGAAUCUAAAAUGGAAUUUGAAGAUAUUUAUAAUUCAAUCAAUUAAUUAGGUAAAUUAUUGACAUAACAAAUAGCUAACGAGUUGAGUCUUUUAAAAGAUAAAACCUGUCCAACCGAUAUGAUUAAUGAAACCUACCAUGUGGAUUAGAAAGGAUACUUGAUGGACUCAUAAAAUAAUUACUUGCUUGAUAAAGGGUAAAUGAUAAAAUUGAAUGAAAAAUAAAUUUCAUAUUUAAAGUAACAUCAUAAAUUAUUAUGA
Paramecium pentaurelia is the source of this 789-nucleotide messenger RNA. NCBI's taxonomy places the organism in Eukaryota, Ciliophora, Oligohymenophorea, Peniculida, Parameciidae. The record is from the annotation of a GenBank genome assembly.